Messenger RNA from Pleurotus ostreatus (oyster mushroom), 216 nucleotides. RefSeq lists its product as uncharacterized. The record is from RefSeq and is a predicted model, not a curated record. The transcript has 4 exons. NCBI's taxonomy places the organism in Eukaryota, Fungi, Basidiomycota, Agaricomycetes, Agaricales, Pleurotaceae. Bases 1 to 216 code for a protein of 71 amino acids.
AUGUUUUCACACCUAUCCACGAAGAAGCAGACCACCACAUCGACUACAAAGACCUACACAGCCAAAGUAGUUCUUCCAACGAUGUCGCCUUGGUCGUCACAAUCUUCACUUCAAACCUCAUCAUCAGGGAAGUCCUACACCAAGGUACCCUUAGGACCGGCUCAGAUGCUCGACGACGACAACGUAUCCUGGGGUCCACCAUCGAAAAAGCAAUAA